AUUCCUCAGUAGUGCAAGGAUGGAAGAGACAUCAAAUCCUCACAACGUCUCAUUUCAUUUUGUCCCCAAAAGACGGUAAUUUUUUUUUUUAAAAAAAAGUCUAAUAAAAAAAACCCUUCCGUUGCCGGGACUUGAACCCGGGUCUCUCGGGUGAGAGCCGAGUAUCCUGACCAACUAGACUACAACGGAUUCGUUGUUACCACAAUCCUAACUAAUAAAUAUUUCUAUUUAAAAUUACUUUCCCUCCUUUUUUGUUUUUGCUAAAUUUUAGUUUUUUCUUCACUUAAUCUUCCUCACUCACACCCAGAAUUUCUCAGAACUUAUAAUGUUUGGCGAAAAUGUGGUGCAAUGGACAUCAAAAAUCCAAUCAUACUCGCAAAAAGGUUUGUUUAACAGAGCACUUUCUUUGUUCCUUAAUAUGCGAAGAGCUGGGGUUAAACCAAAUGAAGUUACAUUCUCAACCACCUUAACUGCUUGCGCUCAAUCAGUCCACAGAUCUUUCGGUUUAAGCUUGCAUAGUUUAAUUCUCAAGAAAGGGUAUCAGAAUCAGCUCUUUGUUUGUGGUGGGUUAAUCUCUAUGUACACUAGUUUUCGUCGAAUAGUCGAUGCCCGCCAUGUGUUUGAUGAAAUGCCUGACCGAGAUGAAGUGGUGUGUAAUUUGAUGAUUUCUAAGUAUGCGCAAAAUGGGUUUAGUAAUGAAGCUUGUAGGUUGUUUUGUGGGAUGGUUAAUGGGGGUGUUCAUUGGAGGGGUUUUGUGAGUGAUUUUAGUCUUGCUAGUGUUCUUAAUGCUUGUGCUAAUUUGGGUAGCUGUAGCUUUGGUGAGUCUGUUCAUUGUUAUGUGAUUAAGAUUGGUUUCGAUUCGAAUGUUUUUGUUGUUAGUUCUCUUGUUGGUAUGUAUUCAAGUUAUGAAGAGUUGGGUAGUGCGCGUGCUGUUUUUGAUCGAUUGCGAACUAUGGAUGUUGUAGUGUGGAAUACUAUGAUUACUGGCUAUGCUCAAAAUGGUUAUGAAGAAGAAGCGAUUGAAUUAUUCCUUGAGAUAGAAAUUCGGGGGCUUACUCCGAAUUGUACUACAUUUUCGGCUGUUGUAGAUGCUUCAUCUGUUAUGCCUGAUGAGACACUUGGUAGAAAACUUCAUGCUAAAUCAUUGAAAUUUGGUAUAUUAUCUGAUGUUUACUUGGGUACUGCAAUUGUUGAUAUGUACUCCAAGUUUUUGAUCAUGACUGAUGCUAAAAAAGCUUUCUCUGAGAUGGAGAAAAAGAAUGUAAUAUCAUAUAAUGCGCUUAUUACUGGCUAUGGUUUGAUUGGUGAUCAUGAAAAUGCUGUUAAAAGUUAUACACUGCUGAGACUUCAGGGAAUGAAACCUGAUGCGUGCACCUUUAUUGGUCUUCUCACAUCUUGUUCUACAUCUUGUGCCUUUGUUGUGGGGGAACGAGUGCACUCAGAUUCAAUAAAGCUUGGCUUGGACCGAGAUGUUUUAGUUAGGAAUUCAAUUGUAAACUUUUAUUCGAAGUGUGGGCUUAUUAAUUCUGCAAUAAAAGCAUUUGAUUCUGCACAGGGGAGUGAAAUUGUUUCUUGGACAGCCAUUAUGUCAGGACUUGUCCAAAACAAUGAACACACCAAAGCUCUUGAGGUGUUCUGUGAAAUGCACAGGCUGUCGGAAAUGGCAGAUGAAUUUUCUUCCUCUAGUGCUAUCAAGGCAGUAGCUAAUCUGGCAGCUGUUGCACAAGGAAGGUACCUCCAUGGGUAUGUGCAGAAAGUGGGCCUGAGCCACCAUAUAUUUGUUGGAAGUGCACUGAUUGACAUGUACUCCAAAUGUGGAAUGGUGGAGGAUGCUCAUAAACUGUUCUCCGAGAUGCCUGAGAAAAAUGCUGUCUCUUGGAACUCAAUGAUAGCAGGUUUUGCUCAUAAUGGUUACUCUGAUAAAGCAUUACACCUGUUCCAUGAAAUGGUGAGGUGUAGGGUCUUGCCUACUUCAGGAACUUUUGUUGGAGUUCUCCUUGCUUGUUUUCAUGCAGGAUUAGUUCAAGAAGGUAGACGCUAUCUCCAACUAAUGGAAAGCCACUAUGGUGUUUCACCUUCUGUAGAACACUACUCCUGUAUGGUGAAUCUCCUAGGUCAUACUGGUUAUGUUAAGGAGGCGGAAGAGUUUCUUCUUAGUUCACCCUUUAAAGGGGACUAUGAAAUGUGGAAGUCUCUCCUCUCUUCUUGUGAAGCGCACAGAGAUUUUGAUGUUGCUGCUCGAGUUGCAGAGUAUUGUUUGCACUUAAAAUCCAAUGACUCCUCAACUUAUACUAUUCUCUCCAACAUAUAUGCCACUAAGCAGUUGUGGUCAGAAGUUGAAAGAACAAGAGAUUCCAUGAAGGUGGCAGAUGUUGUGAAGGAACCUGGGUAUAGUUGGAUUUAAGUGACAGGUGCUGUGGUUUAUUGUGAUUGGGCGACUAAAUGCAUUCUCCUUUGUCUCCUGGAGUCCCACUGAGCUUUCCAAGACGUUUAAGGAUCGAGGCAAUCAACUUCCUUUGCUUCUGCAGGAAUUGUGGUUCAAAUGAUUUACUUCAUUUUCAGGGUGCAGCAAACGACAGUGAGUUUAAUGACCCAUUCGCAUUUCGCUACAUCUGAAUAUGCAAUUAAUUUCUGAAGCCAUGUAGUCUGAGAGAAAGUUGAAAAGUAGAACAUGUCUCCUAGGAUGUAAUUCAUGAGGCAUUCAUGGGAGGAAGACUAUGAAAUUCAACAACAAUUGGAGAGUAUAGACAGGAUACUCACUGCAAAACUGGUCCGUUCCUUCAGGUAUUGUAGUUGUGCUAUUGUUUGUGAAAGAUGCAUGAGAAGACUUCCACAAAAACACAUGACCAUCUGUUAAUUGUUUGGAUUUGGACUACUGCUUGUGGGAAAUGUACUUCAUACUAAAACAAGAAGCCAUUGAUCAUUUCUGGACAUCACAAAAACACAUGACCAUCUGCCAUUAUUAGACUUGACUUGCUUAUUAAGGGCUUCUAUCUGGACAUCUGAAGCCAUUGAUCAUUUCUGGACUAUGGAGCAUGAUGCCAGAUUGCCAGGCUACCAGCACUCAGUUAUUAUGAUUGGUAAUUUUCUCCAGUCUUCUCCCGCUCAUUUGGGAUCAGCCUUUCAUGACCUUUCUCUCAGCUCGCAACAUCCUUUGAGUUAUAAUUUAUUGAAUAUUAGCACAACUAUCAACUCUCCAUCUGAUGUUUCUAUAACUAUGGAUGGUCUAAGCAACAUACUGGCAGAUAGGUUUGCUUGAAUUUUGCUAGAUUGUAUAAAUAGUGAUUUGAUUGGAGAAAAAAAAUGAAUUUUGGAGUAAAUAACAAUCAUUAGAUGCUUAUAUAUCUGUUAUCUUUUCAAGUUGUAAAGAUGAAUUACUUAGGAUAGUAUUAUUGGGAAACUUACCUAGUAAAAUGGAUUAAUACGGGUUUCUUCUCUACAUCUUCAAUUGAUUUCUUAAUGUUUAAUGCCAAUUUGUUUCGUAAAUAGAUUAUGGUCUAGAGCAUAAUGCAUUGCAUAUGUAAUAUGCCCAAAGAGAGUACAAUUUGCAAGACAUAAAUUUUUUUCCUGAACCCAUUCUAGAAUUUCUGGAUAAAUGUAAACAUCUAAACAUCACUAUACAUGUAGCUUUUAGUAUACUAUAUUCCAUUGCUGAGAAUAGUCUUUUUCAGGCAACUGAAGAAUGUAUAUACUAUAAUCUAACCUUCAUAUCUAUUGAAGUCUCAGCUACAGAUAGUUGCGUCCUCAAUUUAGCCUUUUCAUUGAAUUGUUCUGUACUACAUGUUUACAUAUACCUCAUGAAGGCUACGAGGAUGGGCCUAGCACCAUACUGUCAUCUCUGCAGGUCACUGGUUAUGCAAGUUCAUCUGUAGCUGGCUGUUUGGCAUUUGGCUAAUGCAAGAGUGAUAACCAACAAUCAAACUCCUUUGUUCUCCCAGCAAUGAGGUAAAUUGAGAAGUUACAAACUCCAAUAUAUGGUAGCAGCAACAUGAUAGAGAGGAGUGAGAAGGGAUAGGAGUGAGUUUCAGGCCAGAAAACUUUAUCCCAGGUGCCGUUAUUGGUUUCAUUUUCAGGUUUCUUCUUGAUAUAGCUAAACCCACCAAAAACCCACCUAAAUCUUUACACCAAACCAAGAAUUCCUUAACUUCAGCCAACCAAGAUGAAGUAUUUAAGAUGGUACUUUCCAGAAUAAUUUUAAUUUCUUGAUAAAAUGAAAUUGUGAAUUGUGAUUGUUAUGCUAUAUCCUAGUGUGAGUUGUAGAGGUAUUUCAGUAUUCGGCUUCGGGUUGGGUUAUCGUGUCAUGUAGUUUUUUGCCAGCUCUUAUAACGUAGUAGGAUAAAAUGUUGGUUUGUGUUAUCAUUUAGUAUGCCUUUUUGGGUCCUUUAUUAUGUUUACAAAUUAUGAAGUUUUUCUAUUUAGCCAUUUUGGGGUUAUAAAAUUGUGAUUGAAGAGAAUUUGGCCAAGUUUAGCAGAAAGGAUAGUGCUUGAAGUGUACUGUGUACCUGAAUAGGGGUUUAAAGGUUGUGUGUUAAAAAUUCAUGAAUUAUUCAACAGAUUUUCCUGAGUAGAUGGGAGGUGAAUUCAGGAAGAGUGUCAUGGACUUUAGUUAGAAUUCAGAACUCGAUUAGAACAUUCAGCUUACUAUGGAGGUAAAUUUAUGUUGUGUUUAUGUGCAAUUUUCCUUUGUUAAAGGCGAGUCAUAGAAUGGGUUUUGCAAUAUGCAUCUGCGUAUCCCUUAGAGGCUAUGUGUAACCUUCAAACAUAUUUUCUAAUCUGAAAUGUUAAUUUCAGAGUUUAUGACAAAAUUAUGUGUAAUUUAGUGAAAACAAAUGCUUAGUAUUUUUAAUAAUAGCUUCUUAUACAUAUCACUUAAGGCUAUGCUAACACUGCUUUUAAAAAUUAUGACUUGUUUUGUCGGGAAAUGGAGGACAAACUAUCCUGCAGCUUGGAAGAUUGGGCAAGUCAAAAGUUUGUGCUUGAUUAUAGGCAUCUUCUGACCCUGGAUACCGAGCAUUCUGCAUCUGUUUGGCUUUGAUCGAUUCAAAACUUUGCUGCACACUUGCAUAGUAUGAAAGGCUUCUUCAUCUGUUGUUUCCUACAUUUUGGGGCUUGCCUGCAAAUAUGUAAUUUUGAGAAGUUAGUGUAUUAUCUGUUCAAAUCCCUUGCAGAAGCUUGUUUUUGCUGUUAUUCUGUUAACCAUGUUCAUCUAAAGCUAAAUCCUUGCCUUUCAUCAACUCUAUCAUAUUGCCUUAAGUCCGUGUAUUAUCUGUAUCCUAUUGCCUUAAAUUACUGUACUAAGCGUCUAAGCUUAGUGGAAAAUAGUUUCCCUUAUGGUGUUUAUAAUGGAAAUCAAAAUCUAAACUGAAAUUCUAUACAUUUAUUUUUAAAUCUGAACUCUUU
This is a messenger RNA of Chenopodium quinoa (quinoa), 5400 nucleotides long. RefSeq names its product pentatricopeptide repeat-containing protein At4g13650-like. Gene Ontology annotation, biological process: RNA modification. Bases 326 to 2404 code for a protein of 692 amino acids. The record is from RefSeq and is a predicted model, not a curated record. The transcript has 3 exons. Gene Ontology annotation, molecular function: RNA binding; protein binding. Lineage: Eukaryota; Viridiplantae; Streptophyta; Magnoliopsida; Caryophyllales; Amaranthaceae.